Messenger RNA from Pomacea canaliculata, 3920 nucleotides. Its product is annotated as protein RER1-like. Gene Ontology annotation, cellular component: Golgi membrane. Gene Ontology annotation, biological process: protein retention in ER lumen; retrograde vesicle-mediated transport, Golgi to endoplasmic reticulum. The record is from RefSeq and is a predicted model, not a curated record. NCBI's taxonomy places the organism in Eukaryota, Metazoa, Mollusca, Gastropoda, Architaenioglossa, Ampullariidae.
CUCUUUGAUUAUGAAAUGCGCAUGUUCGAAUUACCGGAUGUCAAUGAUGGCGUUUCCGUUUACAACUGGGCAAAGGGGCAACGUGGCUAGAAUUUACUUGCCUUACACUACUAUAUAAUUUUAACGCUUUUAGCUACAAAAUUUUUAUUUCAUGAGCAAAAGACGUUGCAGUGUGGUCAGUAAAGUGAGAAGUAGACAAGCAAUCCAGAGGCUUUUUUUUUUUAUUAAAUUGUGAACUGACAUAAUCUCAUUGUUACCAGUAUGGUUGUGCUGGAUGGCAAAGAGGGGGUGGCAGCUGCCUCUUCACAGUCCAGCGUAAUAAUCAGGUUCUUCAAAAGGAUAAGUGAGCUUCAGCAACUUUAUUUGGAUAAGGCCACACCCACAACAAUUGGACGAUGGGUCUUUACAUUUUUGCUGAGCCUUGCCUAUUUACUUCGAGUUUACUUUUUGCAGGGCUGGUAUAUAGUUACAUAUGCUCUUGGUAUAUACCUGCUGAACCUGUUUAUUGCAUUCCUGACCCCCAAAAUUGACCCAGCUAUGUUGGAUGACAGUGAAGAAGAUGGUCCAUCAUUACCUACAAGAUCUAAUGAAGAAUUUCGUCCAUUCAUGCGACGGCUACCAGAAUUUAAAUUUUGGUACUCGGCAACUAAAGCAGUCGUAAUAGCCAUGAUUUGCACAUUUUUUGAGGCACUUAACAUACCGGUAUUUUGGCCUAUUCUGGUCAUGUACUUCAUCAUCCUCUUCACAAUUACUAUGAAGCGACAGAUUAAGCAUAUGAUCAAGUACCGCUAUCUACCAUUCUCCCAUGGUAAAGCCCGGUACAAGGGCAAGGAUGACUCUGGCAAAGUUGUACCAUCCUAGGCCUAAUGUCUCAACAGUGCAAGAAGACUUUGCAUUCAUUGUUGAGGAGUGGACCUUUUAAAAGAGCCAUGAAAAUUUGCUUAAAAGUCACGAGCCUUCAAUUUUUAUUUUUAAGGAGUUUUUUUUUUUUUUAAUUGCUGAUACUCCAUGUUCUGUUUAUGUGCUGUGCAUAAGAUGGUUUUCAAAUGUUAUUUUCAGGUCAUCCUCUUGGCAUUUAGAUAUGUGGUUAAUGGGAUAGUUGUUUCCAAUCUCCCUUGUUAUUUGUUCUGGUUUUCAUUCUACAAUUAUGGGAAUAGAGAACACAAGCUCUAAAGUGGUCUGAGAACUGUUUCCCAUCAAUGCAGUCUCUAAAUUUUAAACAUGUAAGAAGACAGUUAUCAACAUAAUAUGUGGAUUAAAGGUGGUGAUGCACGACCGCAGUUAAGUGCUUACCGAAAAAUGGGGAUUAAGGGUCAUAGAUUUUGAUCUCUUGCUCUGGCUCAUAUUAUAUUAUAGAUUUACCAGGUUUUAAUGGUUGGCUGCUACUUGAUGACUUAGUGAUAACCAGAAAAUCCCACAGUAUGUGCAUGCUUCUGCAGGCAUGUGCACCUGUCUUCAUUUACACUUUAUCUGCUUUGCUUGGUUAUAUUGUCACACACUUGUUUAGAACUUUAAUUCAGUCCUAACAUCAAGUCAUAGUUAUAGAAAAGAUUACUCUUAUUUUAAAUAAUCAGGAAUAAUGGGUAAGUGGUUCCAUGGUUAUGAAAGUGUAAGGGCAAAAAUGUUUUUGUGUUGACGAUGUGUACUUGGGGUGAAUCAGAAUGUUAGCAACCAGUUUUGCAGGCCCAUGCUCAUAUUAAGCAUAUUGUUUUCAUUAUCAUCAGCAUUCUACCAAGUGAGCAUGGAUUUGGAUGUAUGCUGUGGGGCUUUGAAUUUCAUAGGCUCUAAUUUCAUGGUGUAGUAUUGUAUGGUAAAGCAUAACUUAUCAUUUAUGGCAGUAAAAAAUUGCCUUGCCUGAAAUCAUCAGUCCCUCUGAAGUUAAUGUUUUGAAAUUCGUAGUAGUGUUCAUGCACUUUCCCUUCUUUGUUCUGACAGUUUUAGCUUAAAUUCCUAGACUUUGGCAUGGCUGUGAGUUUGGAGGAAAUCAAAUGGGAUUAAGAAAUUUUCAGUGUGAUAAGCAGCUCCUUUCAUCUUGUCAGUUUGAUGUUUGAUGACAAGGAUGCUGUUCUUUGAUGGCAGUACUCCCCUCUCAGUUGCUUCUAAGCUUCCAUGCAAAUAAAAUAAUUAGCCAGAGGGUCUUUUGUAUCCUUUCAGGAUUUGUUUCUUCUUAAGUGAAAAACUUCCUGUUAAUAUUAUAGCAUUAUUAUUUAGCUGAGGCUAUAUAGUAUAUUUUGACUCAUUCUUGCAAGUGGCUGCACUUGCUCAAUGUGGGCAACCAGGGGCAAUAUUUCCACUUCAUUGGUCCUUUUUCUGUGUUACAAAUGAGGAUGUCUGCAUGCUUGAGUUUUCAAAUAUGUGUGUGUGUGUAUAUAUAUAUUAAGUGAUUUGUACUAUAUAAGCGUAAAUAUCUGUACACUUUAAUAUAGCUUUAGUAAGGCUGCUUGGAAUAAAAGCAAAUGGACCCUAGAUCCACAUUUGUCUGUUGUUACUUUAAAAAUAAAAUGCACGUGUGAAAAAGAAAACUGUCCUAGAUAUGAAUCACUGGAUAUUUCAGUUGGUUCUUAAUCAGUAGUUGUGUUUCACAGAGUUAGACGUUUGUCCUAGAAUAAAUGCUUUUAAUGUGGCUGUUGAAGCAGGUUAAUUGUUGUUGCUAUUUUACACUAAUCCAAACACCAAUUGUCACAUUUUAAAAACAUCUCUAAGUAGCUGUUAACCUACCAUUGAUGAAAAGUUUGUAAUAAUACAAUGCUUGGACAGAUAAAUAAUUGGUUAUAGUUCUUCAUGGUUUUUGUUCGUGUUUAGAGAUAGAAGCCUUUAUUUCUUUUUUAAAUUUUAGACAUCUCCCAUUACAGGUGCUGAAACGUGUCAAAAAUGUAAAUCAUUCUCUCUACAAACUUAUAUGCAGCCCAUAUAUGUAAUCAGUAUAGUGACACUAUUAAACUUGAGCAUUGAACUUUGCCAGUCAAUAUUCUCAACACUGUCCUUUUUGAAAAUAAUGUAUGAUCCUAUAAGCGAUUAUUAGAAUGUGGGCUUUUAUUAUCCUACAGUCCUGAAAGAUGUUAAAACCACUGCUGGCACAAAGUAACUUAAAAUGCAUGUUUGUGAUUUUUUUUUUUAUAGUUUGAAUUGCCUCUGAUUUUCUAAAGUUUGAUUAUCUUUCAAAAAAAUAUAUUAUCCCAUCAGUAAAUAUUUUGUGCAUAUUGUUUAUUUUGUGCAUGUGUGCACUUGCAUUUGUGUUUUGCAGUUUUGUAUGCUGAUUACCAAAAUGUACGACCAUGCCAAGGAUUAUUGGCCAACAAUUUUAAAUGUAUUGUAGUGUGUUUCAGAGAAGUAUUUAUAUCAGAUUGAUAAGUGUUGGUUACAGUUACAUAUCAAAUGAAUGAGGGAGCUCUGACCUUGUUUGUAAAGGCUUACCUAAGGGUUGCUUUCACAUUCAGCAACACUAGGACUGCAUACACUCCAGGAGCAUACCAGUUGUUGCAAAUGUCAAACAAGUGUCAGAAUAGAUGUAAAGUUAACCUCCCCUUUGUUGUUUAAGGGAAUGCCAUUUGCUGAUUGACAAAAUAUUUUUCUUUUUGUGGAGGGACAGUUUUUUGUUAUAUGGAAAUAAUGAGUCAUAAUUCAUCUUGACAGUUUUAAAAUCAUUUAGUAAUAAAGCCACCAGAUUUCACUUUUUGUUAUCAGCAUUUCAGUACUUUUUAAGGGAUUUGGACAGCAAUUAUGUAGCUUAGUAAUUUGUUAAUGACUAAUUAUGUUUAGUCUCAAAUUGCCCCUAAUACUUUUGUCAAAAAAUUAUUUCUGCUAUGUCAAGAUUUGCAGCAUCAAUAUAUUACGUAUUCAUCAUGUCUGUUACUAAUGGGUUAAAUUUCUAUUCAGGCUAAAACAUUUCCUUGCCAAUUAAAGAUGAUUUUAUUAGAGAA